CAUUUGCAAAAGAAAUUUACGUACACUACAACAGAAAGAAAUGGCCACCAAGUUCGUCCUCGUCUCGCUUCUCCUCCUCCAGCUUGCCGUAACUGCUUUCUCCGGCGUCGCUCAACAGAACCCUCACCACCAACCACACGGUAAACAGAAGACCGCACAUGAGCCAGGGGGUCCAGCAGGGGGAAUUCCAAAGCCAGGAAGUAAACCACAGGUUCCGUUCGGAGGAGCAGAUGAAGCACCUCACGAUGAUGGACCUGCAUCCGGCGGCCCUGGCAAGAAGUGGUGCAUAGCCAAAACUGUCAUUCAGAAAAGCCUUUUGAAGAAGGACUUUGAUGACUUGUGCAAAGAGGUCGAUUGCUCGCCUACAGACGGAAAAGGUUUAUGCUAUACUGAGUCCAUCCAAGCCAAAGCGUCCUUCGCCAUGAAUCUUAAAUAUCAAAAGAACGGUAAGAAGGAUGCUGACUGCAACUACGGUGGAAGAGCAGAGAUUGUCACCAAAGACCCAAGCUGGGCUAAGUGUGUGCUCGUCUCUAAUUAAGAGUUGAAGGCGAAACGAGAAGGAAAAUCAAAGCAUAUCAUUACUAGCUUUCGGGCCUUGAGCUCUAUACUUAUAUAAUUAGCAGCAAAUAAAUGUGUCGAGCAAUUUCUCGAUGUGAUUUUGUUUGAAAUAGGAUUAUUUUAUAAUAAAAGCAAGUAUUUUUUUGAA
Molecule: messenger RNA, 706 nt
Organism: Rosa rugosa (rugosa rose)
Lineage: Eukaryota; Viridiplantae; Streptophyta; Magnoliopsida; Rosales; Rosaceae
Product: major pollen allergen Ole e 10-like
Exons: 3
Coding region: 41-538 (165 amino acids)
Source: RefSeq, a predicted model, not a curated record